This is a messenger RNA of Vitis riparia (riverbank grape), 1209 nucleotides long. RefSeq lists its product as uncharacterized. The transcript has 2 exons. The coding region runs from base 186 to 1121 and encodes 311 amino acids. NCBI's taxonomy places the organism in Eukaryota, Viridiplantae, Streptophyta, Magnoliopsida, Vitales, Vitaceae. The record is from RefSeq and is a predicted model, not a curated record. Gene Ontology annotation, cellular component: chloroplast.
UAAAAACCCUAGGCGUGUCGGGAGAUUGCACUACAUUUUAACACUCUAUCGAGAUACAAUUGUCCGACGAAGGAUAAUUCAACAAGGAGUAACCCUCAGGCCUCAGCCAACCCUAUGGAUGUGGAGCUCAGCUUGGAAGACAAAUGAUACUUGUGAGUUGUUGUUGACCUGCUUCUGCUUUUCCAAUGGCGGCCUCUGUAUCAUCACCACCACCACUACCCUUAACUGUGUCUUCUAGAAGGACCCAUCUCGCAAUCUGGCUACAUUCCCGCAGUGCCCACAACCAACAUCGUCUUUUCAAGCCAAACCCGUCCUUGGCCUUGAGAAAUUCACGCCACUCGAGGCCUCCUCUUACCAUUUCUCCUCCCCAUUCCACUCCUGCGCAAGCCUCUCCAGACGAGUUUCUUGAUAAAGUUGGGCACUUUGAGGGUCCGCCUGUGAAAUUUUUGUUCUGGGUCUUGUUUUGGGCGUCUCUGUCCGUUGCGUGGUUUGCAGCAUCUGGGGAUGCUAAUGCUGCUGCUGAUUCCAUCAGAGCUUCCAGCUUCGGUCUCAAGGUUGCGAGCGCCUUGCGGAGCUUGGGCUGGCCUGAUGAGGCUGUAGUCGUUGCCCUAGCUACGCUUCCUGUGAUUGAGCUUCGUGGGGCUAUUCCUGUUGGUUACUGGAUGCAACUCAAGCCUGCAACCCUAACUAUCCUAUCUGUGUUAGGUAACAUGAUUCCUGUGCCCUUCAUUAUACUCUAUUUGAAGAGAUUUGCCACUUUUCUUGCUGGAAAGAACAAGUCAGCGUCUCGGUUUCUCGACAUGCUAUUUGAGAAGGCCAAAGAGAAGGCUGGCCCUGUGGAAGAGUUUCAAUGGCUGGGCCUGAUGCUCUUUGUGGCUGUGCCUUUUCCUGGAACUGGAGCAUGGACAGGGGCCAUCAUUGCUUCUAUUCUUGAUAUGCCAUUUUGGCCUGCUGUGUCAGCAAAUUUCUUUGGCGUUGUGCUGGCUGGACUUCUUGUAAACUUGCUGGUGAACCUUGGUCUCAAGUAUGCCAUUGUAACUGGUGUUAUUCUAUUCUUUAUUUCCACAUUUAUGUGGAGUGUCCUCCGAAGUCUCACAAAGGCUUUAGGUUCUUCAAACUAAUAUGCAAUCUCACAUGAACAAUGCAGUUAUUUUUAUGGAAGUGUAUCAAUGCCCUUUAAAUUCAUGGUAAGUGUGGCUAUUGAUUGAA